AUGGCGUCUGUCCGAGUUAUGUUGCUGCUAUGGAGUCUAGCAGUAUUGUCUGUGUUGGCGCAACACCAGGAUGAAAAGUCCUUAAGAAUUCAGUCUAUAGCGGUCAACUGUCCAAUGAGGUCGCGGUCACACGAUUUCCGGUCCCGUCGUUAUGGCAGCAACACGCGCUAUUUCGGCCACGGCGCCCGACUAGCACAGGGCCCUAUCACACAGAAGACGAAGGAACCGAAACCCGCAUCCAAGAAACAAGAUUUAGAAGAAGGAAGUGGGAAAGAGGAAAAAGAAAAUGCAGAGAAGUUAUUGCAAGACCUCUACAUCCACUCGGCCAAUCCCGUGCUGGUCUCCUACCUGGGUCAUCUGGCCACGCCCCGUGACCUCUCCCAGCUCGAUGCCAUCAUUAGGGUAUGUGCGCACGUGUGUGUGUGUGUGUAUGUAAUACAGGAAACGUUUUUUAACCUUCCAUUAUUACCACAGCGGCAGAGGCAGAUUCGCUUCAAGAGCUCCUACCAAGAGCUUCCAGUGGUGCUCCGGCAGCCGGUCGGGGCAAAAGACCUCACAGGCCUUUCGUACUUCAUCCGCGUGGACGUUGACGAGGACCCGCCGCCCAGCACCGCCCUCACCCUCCUUCCCGAGGGCGCCAGGACCUACUUCCCGCCACAGGUCACGACGCCCCACCGCAAGAUCAAGAGUCGCCCUCACAAGGAUAAGAAGGAGAAAGAUGAAGACCCUCCGCUGCUUCUGCAGGAGCUCAAGGGCCAGAAGACAUCCAGGGGCCCGCAAAGGGACGGGCCCUCCAAGCCUGUCGCAGUUGGUGGUUAUCGAGAUGACAGUGAUCAUUUGACUUCGAAGACUUCCUCGACUUCAACAGCCUCCAGACUUGUAGCCUCCCCCCCUUCCUCUUCCUUCUUCUCUCCUGCAAAUCCCACACUAUCCCAAGCCAAUGACCCAAAGUUCCUGGCGAAGGGACUGACAGUCUCCUCGCGCUAUACCACUUUCCCUCAAUCUUCGAGUCAAGACAAGUCCCUCACCUCUGGCCACUCCUCUUCGCAACUUUCGCCAGCUUCGGAAAAUCUAAUCAUCCACAACUCAUUGCCAUCUGUUUCUUCGGCUUCCUUCCUUCCAUCCCCAAGUGGCCCUGGUCCAUUCAGCUCAAAUGUAUCGGGUGCUCCAGAUCCGUUCCAUUCUAGUAUCGUGACAUCGCAGCCAAUCUUUAUUUUUGAAUCUCCUGGGUCUACGUCUUCAAAGGCUUCCACCGGUUCUUUCGCUUCUCUUCCUGCUUCCCUAUCUCCGGGAAAAGCAUUAAAUGUACCUUCACAAUAUCUGGAACUUCCUAAUCGGUUUCCUCUACAUCCAGGAGUCUCUUUGCCUACUCAGUCUCUCGGUCAAGCUCCGUCUGUUUCCCAAUCCUUUGCCAUUCCUUCCAGUCCUUCUUUAGAUAUUCAGAAUCACUCUCAGCACCUAGAUCUUCCUUCAAAUCCUUCUCCUGAAUCUUCCCGAACUCUUCAUACGGCAAAAUCGGCUGCCAUUUCAUCUGAUCAAAAGACCCCUCUUCUUCCAAAUUCUUUACGGCUGUCGAAAGCCAUUCAAGUGUUCUCUCAUCCCUCCUCGCAGUCAACACUACCCUUCCAUGAGCUUUCUUCUAUCAUUGAUACUCAGCCUACCCAAGUCCUCUCUAACUCGCCUGCUUCAUCAGUGUCGUUUGAAGUUUCUCAGGAGCUGGAACCUCCCUCUCAUCCCUUUCCUCAGUCUGGACAUCCUUCGAAUCCUCUUCCGGUACCUUCUCCUCUUUCUUCCAAUCCUUCACGGCCAUCGAAAUCUUUUCCGCGACCCUUUUCUCCUCCUCCUCUUCCUCAGCCUUCUCCUCUUCGUCAGUCCCGUCCGCAAGGCACGCCCUCCUCUUCAUCCUCAGCAUCAUUAAUAACGACAGCUUCGCUUGGUGCCAAAGCCUCAUCCACCCCCGCUUCGCCAACUCCCACUCAGAAACUAUCGCAAGAAUCGCUAUCAGCUUCCAAACUUCAGGCCAACACAAACACAUUCUCCAAACAUCGGUCUCGGCAAAACCAGACUCCAUUAACCUCUUCUAAAGUGUCCGAUCCUAGGCCUAACGCUAAAGCUAAAUCGAUUUCUAGUAAGCCAGUUAACAGCAUCGAACAAAGCGAGUCCCUCCGGCGAGGCAGGAGUGAGGGACGCGGGCAAGGUGGAAGCAGAAACAGAGAAAAAGACAGAGGAAGUGGAGACGGAGAAGGAAGACAAAUUCAAAGCGGAAUAAACUCCGCCACUCCUGCAGACGGUAAGACGCGCAAUGUUCUUAACUCUGACGAUCCCUACGUCAACUCGAUACCCGGACGUAGUGGCAUCGACUACCCGACCUUCCAGACUUUGCCCAAAACAGGGUUCGACUGUUCCAGCAAGCAGUCGGGCGGUUACUACGCUGAUCCGGAGGCCGAUUGCCAGGUGUUCCACGUGUGUUGGGGAAGAAGAAGGGCUUCAUUCCUCUGUCCACGCUACAGUUGUGUGGAGAGAUGA
This is a messenger RNA of Penaeus vannamei (Pacific white shrimp), 2526 nucleotides long. NCBI's taxonomy places the organism in Eukaryota, Metazoa, Arthropoda, Malacostraca, Decapoda, Penaeidae. The record is from RefSeq and is a predicted model, not a curated record.